AUGCCGAAAAAAACGAUCAAAUGGGGCUAUAAAGUUUGGAUGAAGUGUGCUGAAUCUGGUUACUGUCUCAAUUUUCAAUUAUAUACAGACAAACAAGAACACAAUGUAGAAAAAGAUUUGGGUGCGACAAUAGUAAAGCGAUUAUGUAUAGAUCUCAAAGGCAAAUAUCACAGAGUGUACUUUGAUAAGUAUUUUAACAGUUACAAAUUGCAGAUUGAUUUACUCAACGACAAAAUCUUGGCUUGUGGUACUGUAAAUGCUACUAGAAAACAUUUACCUACACUCAAAGAAGAUACUAAGUUAGAAAGGGGUGAACAUGACUAUCGAGUCAGUGACACUAAUGUGACUGUGAUGAAGUGGAAAGACAAGAGGGUAGUCCACCUUUUAUCAAACUACCACGACCUACGAAAUGUCAGUACUUUUAUUCGCAAAGAGCGUAAUAGUGACUCAAACCAGAUAGCUUGCCCUGAAGUUGUAAAGGAUUACAACGCAAAUAUGAACCUUGUAGACAAGUUUGACCAACUCAAAAGCUGUUAUGCCAUUGAAAGAAAGUCUCGUAAAUGGUGGCAUAGAAUAUUCUUUCAUUUCGUGGACUGCGCGUUGGUAAAUUCUUUUGUUAUUUAA
Parnassius apollo (apollo) is the source of this 624-nucleotide messenger RNA. NCBI's taxonomy places the organism in Eukaryota, Metazoa, Arthropoda, Insecta, Lepidoptera, Papilionidae. The record is from the annotation of a GenBank genome assembly.